AUGUCUCUUCCUCUCAUCUGGCCUGGGACUUACUUCUUCUAUCCCAUCGGGAACACCUCCGCUGUCUCUCUAACGCGCGACCUCGCGCCAGAGACGCCGGCGAUCAUUCUGCAUCUCGGAUGUGGGGACCCUAGAAAUGUGCUGUACACUGUCUUCUCCGAGGCGCGCACAGCUCGUCGCACCUUGGACUUCACAUGCAAUGACAGCGAUCCUGCCAUCCUCGCGCGUAAUAUCGUACUCCUGACCAUGAUCGCGGAUGGCCAACCAAUCCAAACGAUAUGGAAUGUCUUCUACCACAUGAAGCUGGAUGAGCUGUCCUGGAGGUCACUCAUCGUGCACUGCGACAAACUGCUGGCGAUUGGCUCCACCCUUAACGACUGGCGCGCAAGCAUAUACGGCGCAUAUAUCCGCUUCUCCACGCCGUUCACAUAUGCGGAAGUCCGGCGGCACUGGUCCCUCUAUAGUACCAUGCACGCCCUUCCUCGGCAUGAACUCGAGACUCUCGUCCGCGAGCACGUUACCAGAGUCAUGCAUGUCUCGGGCGCGACAUCGAAUGAUGCGCCUUUGGAGGGCACAUCUGCUCGCUCUGCUGGACCAUUCGCCCACGCCGCAUCCAAAGUCAUGGCGAAAAAGUACAAGUCCUAUUGGGAGAAUGGCACGGUCUUUGACGAACGCUCGCAAAUUCAGGGAGCGGAUAUGGUCAACCCGAUGUUCGUCUACUCCCUUGGUGGCGUACGCAAUUCGGUGCAAAUGGGCCUGGAUCCCCUCACGGGCUUUCAUUAUGCGGACCUGUACGGCAAUGCCGUCAGAGAGGUCACCAGCGCGGAUGUGACGGCGCAUGCCUUGCGCGAGUUCGGCGAUUGGGCGAGCGCGUUCGCGGAUGCCGUACGGCCAGAUUCUGGCAGGCCAGCACCAGUUGUGCGCUUCCUCCUGGGCGAGGCUACGGCCGUCUGUCGAGCGCUGCGCAUCGUUGCUGCAACGGGCCAGACGAAGACUGAUAUCCCCGUUGCACACUUUCAGAGUGCCGUCCUCGAACUCGCGGAGGAGUACGCGGCUGGCGCCAGCGAGAGCGCACCCAUGGAAUUCCACAUCAUCGACACUUCCAAUCUCGACGACCACAUGGGUCUUCUGAACUGCCUGGUCACGUCUCUGCCUCUGCUGUCGACCAUCCCGGAAGCUACGAUUUACACCGAGUCCCUGCUGUUCCGCACCGCCGACGCGUCGACUGAGCUCAAGCGCCGUUUGCAUGCCGACAUCGCUACGAUGGCGCUUCUUAUCGGUAUCGCACCCAUCGACUUCCUGUCCAGCUUUAGCUCGCGAUCCAACGUGCACGAGCUGCGCGCCCAGCAGGACACCAAGAAGGCGCAGUCCCAAUACCAUCAGGUCACGACCUGGAAGCGGCCAACGAGCUGCGACCCCCGAAGCACUGCGCAGCGCGCGUGGCGCCAGCCCAUCCACUUCGACCCCCACACCCUCGGCGAACUCUUGCUGAAGAUCUACAACACGAUGUUCGAGCAGGAGAGCCCCGCGAUCUACAUGGAGCGCAACCGCGACGCGCCAGAGCACAUCGCGUCCAUGCAGUGCAUGCUCAUCUACUACAAUCGCGAGUCCUUCGUCUUCUUCCUCGACCUCGUGCGCAACGCCCUCGGCACGCCGCCGGACAAGUGGGGCGCGGCCAUGGACUGGUUCACGUACUGCCUCAUGCAGCAGCGCGCGAGCCCGCACGACAUGGCGCGCCGGCACGAGCUGCAGACGCUCAUGUACCACUUCGGCGUGUACUCCCUGGGCGGGUACUACGAUGUGCAGCGGUCGCCGCCGACGGGGCUGCUGGCCGCGCGCCUGCGCGCCUGGCGCGCCAUCCCGCCCGUUCUCCGUCUCGUCUUCACCAUACCGCGGGCCUUCUUGACCCUCGCCCUGGGCAACCCGGUGACGGAGCGCGAGUCCGAGCGGGGCAAGGGGGCGCUGCAGCGCCAGACCUUCGGCCUGCAGUGUCACGUCGGCGCGCGCAAGGGCCACAUCUUCACCGCGGUGCAGAUGGUCUUCGGCGCCUUCCAGUCCACCGGCACCCCCGCCGACCCGGUCUUCACCCUUAGGCCAGAUCCCGAGGGGUGGCGCGGGUCCUCGCCGCUGAUCGCUUCGUUCUUGGUCCCCGUGCGGCUGCUGGAGACGAUGGAUGCGAACGAGGCGCAGGUCCGGCUGACGACGCGGGUCGACGAGGUGGGCGGGAUGCAGAUGCCCCCGGUCUACUUGGGCGAUAUCUGGAAAGCGAACUCGCCUGUCAAGGUCUUUCCUGCGAGUUCGCAACCUCUGCCUGCCAUGCCCCAGUAUGCUGGGAAGCGCUCGGCUGCUGCUACCAUCGACGUUGGUGACGGAUUGGGGCCCGUAAUGCUGUCUCGAAAGAUACGCUUGAGGAAUACUGACGCUCCCAGCAAUGCGACGGUCGUCACGCAGUCCUCACCGUGCAUCUUGGCGGCCACAGUGUCUGCGACGUUGGACCCGCACGACCUAGCCUUCCCCUUUCCGAUCAUGGGCGAGGUACACGCAGUGACUCAUGAGCCCGAUGACAUAGUGAAGAUCACCGCGCCCGUCGCUGGCCCGUUCACCUCAGGGGGACUUCAACUGGACCCGUUCCCUCUGAUCGGCACGGACGGGCGACUUACUCCUUGGAACUUACACCGUCUGGAGCUGGAUCGACUGCCCCUAGUACGCAAGACAAGCUGUCAUGAUUGGCUGAAGACGCACUUACGGUUCAGCCUCUCCUCCCGCGAACGCGCUUCUCGGGCGGAGCAAACUGCCGACCCCUUUACUCGUCUCAAAAUCUCCCUGAACGACAUUCUCCUCGCGUUCGCGAAUGCGGACGACGUGCACUCUGUAUUCGCCAUCCAUCAGUCGGACGAGGACAUGCCCCACUGGGUGCUUUUCGCGAAGGAUAUCCACUUUGAUCUUCAGUGUCAUACCGUCGUCCUUGGCGCGUACGCUCUCUCGGUGCAGGGCUCGGAGCAUCCUGUACAGGAGCUGCAAGAUUUCAUGGGCGAGAAAACAACGGUGCAUCUCCCCUGCGACGCGGAGACCACAAAGAUGUGGCAGCACGCCCUUCCCGCCUUCGCCGAGCGAUGCAGGAUCUGGUCGCACACGCCAAACUGCGAGCGGAGCAAUGGUCAGUCCUCUGCGACGUUCUGCGGAUGUGGUCGCGGACAGGCAACGGCACUCCCGGAGGCGUACGCCCCGUUCGCACCUUUCGUGACGCAGGUCGCGUUGUCCCCUCUGUUCGGGGUGUCGUACGUAGAGCCCAUCCUGCGCGGGCGCCAGUGCAGCUCAUGUGGGAAGAAGGGGAACUUAAGGCUAUGCGCACGAUGCAAGAAGGUCAAGUACUGUGGCGGGAGUGCCAGAAGCGCGAUUGGAAGGUGCACAAAGCGCACUGCCAAAAGGCCGUGCGCUAAACAAUCAACUCGAGCCCACCCUAGUACUUGUUGUGCAAGUGCUCAACAUGGCUCUUUCGUGCCCACAUACGAGUCAACAACAAGUCUGAUUUCUCUAGCAUAG
Schizophyllum commune H4-8 is the source of this 3543-nucleotide messenger RNA. RefSeq lists its product as uncharacterized. Lineage: Eukaryota; Fungi; Basidiomycota; Agaricomycetes; Agaricales; Schizophyllaceae. Gene Ontology annotation, biological process: regulation of transcription by RNA polymerase II. The transcript has 4 exons. The coding region runs from base 1 to 3543 and encodes 1180 amino acids. Gene Ontology annotation, molecular function: DNA-binding transcription factor activity, RNA polymerase II-specific. Gene Ontology annotation, cellular component: nucleus. The record is from RefSeq and is a predicted model, not a curated record.